AUUGCAACAAACACACUAUCAAGAGUAAUUCGCAUUGCUUUAAUCGUUUUAACAUAAAUGAGAGUUUACUUUAAUGCAGGGUAGUCGUUAGACAUAGGCCGAGAAGCUUGUCUACGACGCAGAAACCUCUUUUUCCAGUCAGGCAAAUCGUCAGGCACCUGGCAGUAACCCUGACAACACAACAGGGUCCUUCGUUUAGCGCCAGUUUGGAUUUUCUCCCUCGCUCUACUCUGUGUGAGGUUUGUAAAUAUGUGCCUAAUGUGACAUUUUUAUCAAAUAUAACUGAAAUUUUUCUAUAUAGCUACGUGUAGUGUUACUGGCAUACAAGCAAUAUAUUGACGUGUUGGACGUGACUGUAAAAAUCAGUCAAAGCUGCAUUAAAGCUGGUAAAGGACGCGAAGUUGUUUCUUUACAUCCCGGGGUCACCAGGUCAUCUGAAAUCAGCCUUACUGUUAACAUCUCAAAAAUGGACAGUGAGGAUGAUCUGGACAUUUUGACGUCACUGCUGGCUGAGAGCGAGGGCGUCGGAGAGGAACAGGAAGGUCAGCAGCAGGCAGACGACUUGGAUGACCUGUUUGACAAUGAUGAUGAGGAAGAGUACAAAGAGGGCGUCGAGGAGGAAGGACAGGAUGUGGAGCCAGAAGAGGCGUUGUUAGAACUCUUUGGAGAUGUAGAUGACAUUGAAAAUGAAGAGAGAGACUCUGCUAAAGGAAAAGAAAGCGGAGGAGAAGCCUCUGAGAGCCUUAACAGGUCCAAGGAAGAUUUACAAGAGGAGUUGAGGCGGAUGCAGGAGCAGAUGCAGAGGUUGCAGCAGCAGCUGGAGGCGAGCCAGACGGUUCCCACCUCAUCCUCCACUAUCAGGACUGCAGGGAGCUCUGCUGGUCCCAAACCAACGACCCCCAAACCAAAACCUCCCCAAAAGCCCAUUUCCAAAGUGACCCAGGCUAAACCAGCUGCUACCAUACAGAAGACCAAGACACAAGCAGCAUCUUCAUCCACUCCAGUCAGAGGAGGAAACCUGAAGCUCCAGGAGUCCUCUGACUUCUCUGCUCAGCUGAACAUCGCUGACUCCUUCAAAUCCAAACCGAGAGUAGCUCACCAACCCAAACCCAGCACUUCAGCAGAAGACAGAGGACCACUGGUGGAGAUAAAGAUCGGCAGCUCCUUCCAGCCAGUAGAGAGCACCAGCAAGGUCACCAAUCCUCUGCGUUCCCCUCCAGCCUCUCAGAACAGACCGGGUCCAGCUGUAUCAACAGGACAGCCUAAACCCGCUUCUCUUCCUCCUCUUCCUAAAGACGUGGCUGUUGAGAGAUACUCCGGGCUGCGGCUCAGAAAACCACGAGUUUCCUCCUGCGAUAUGGACCGCAAGAUGGCGGACCGCCGUCUGAUCCGUCUGUCGCAGGUGCCGGAGCGUUUGACUCGGGAGAAGCUGGAGGACGUCGACUGGGUGACCUUCGCCGUGCUGGUCAGCAAGGCCACGCCACAAAGUAGCAGUAGUGGCAAAACCUUUAGCAUCUGGAAGCUGAACGACCUCCAUAACCUGGAAGUGUUUGUGUCACUCCUCUUGUUUGGGGAAGUCCACAAAGAGCACUGGAAGACUGAGCCAGGCACUGUCAUCGGACUGCUCAACCCGAACCCUAUGAAACAGAAAGAUGGAUAUGACGGGGUCAGCCUGACGGUGGAUCACCCACAGAAGGUGCUGCUGUUGGGUGAAGCUCAGGACUACGGCACCUGCAAGGCCAUGAAGAAGAACGGAGACCCUUGCUCUCAGAUCGUUAACUUGUAUGAGUGCCAGUUCUGCCAGUAUCACGUCAAAGCCCAGUAUAAAAAGAUGAGCUCGAAGAGGGCCGAGCUGCAGUCAUCGUACUCUGGAAAAGCUCCCAACAAGGUGAAGGGGAAGGGUGGCGGCGGCCUGAGGGAACGUCUGUGUCAGGAUGGUUUCUACUACGGCGGCGUGUCCUCACCUGCCUGCGCCGCAUCACUAACGGCAGCCAAACCGAACAAACCCGUACAGAAAACUCUGGAUAAGCUGUUUGUGAAAGGCUCGGCUCAGCACGUCAGUCAGGCCAAGAGGCUGGUCAUGCAGUCCGGUGAGGUUUCAGGUUGUUCAGAUGAAUUCAGGGGCUUGAUGUCAGUGCCGACACCUGGAGCUCUGCAGCUCAAGAGACACCUGGCUCAGGACAGCCAAUCAGCCGCCAAAGCUGCAGCUGGAGCUUCAGUUCAGUCAAUCUCAGCGUCCGACCUGCUGAAACAGCAGAAACAGAGGCAGCGAGAGCUUCUGGAGAGCCGUCGGCAGAGGGCGGGGGAGAUCCAGAAGAAGAUGCUGCAGAGCUCAGCUGGGGCCAGACCUGGAUCAUCCUUACCGGGCUCGGGUCUGAUAUCCCCGAAAGCCGCUUCUGAGGUCCCCAAGGCCACCCAAAGCCCCGCAGCUCCCAACACCCCCACCCUGGGCCGAGGCUUCUCAGAGGGUGAAGACAUCCUGUUCUUUGACAACAGCCCACCUUCAGCACCCGCUCGCAGCGCUCUCAGCCUAUCAGCUGCCAAGCUGGCUGCUCUGAAGAAGCUGAGAGCCAAAGGGGCGGGGCUUAAAAAAGAAGACCCCAACGCCGUGAAGAGGAAGAGGUGUAACGACAGUGAGAUCGUCACCCGGGUGGAGAAGAAUCUGACCUCACCAAAUGGAGAAUCGUCCAGUAACGAGGAUGAGGAGCCGGCUCAGAAGAAGAAGAGAGAUCAACUCCGCUACAUCCAGUCGGAGGAGUUUCAGAAGAUCCUCAACGCCAAAUCUCGCCACGGAAUUGUACUACAGGCGGCGGAGUACCAGCUGCAGGAGCGCUACUUUGAUGCUCUGGUGAAGAAGGAGCAGAUGGAGGAGAAGAUGAAGGGCAUCAGAGAGAUGAAGUGUCGUGCCGUCAGCUGUAAAAAGUGUAAUUACACUUACUUUAAGCCGGCGGAUCGUUGUGUGGAGGAGAAUCAUAAUCUGCGGUGGCACGACGCCGUAAAACGUUUCUUCAAAUGUCCCUGUGGACAGAGAGCCAUCGCUCUGGACAGACUGCCAAAUAAACACUGCAGUAACUGUGGUCUGUUUAAAUGGGAGCGUGACGGGAUGCUAAAGGAGAAAACGGGACCAAAGAUCGGCGGAGAGCUUCUGCAGCCUCGAGGAGAGGAGCACGGCAAGUUCCUCCACAGCAAGUAAAAGCACCUUCAUCUUCCUCAGCCUUGAUGAUGCCUUCAUCAGUCGCAACUGCACACAGCUGGUCACCGUUACACUAUGAAUUAUGUUUUUAAAUGUAGAUAUUGUUUUUUUUAUUGAUUAUGGAUACUUGAAUGUCUGAUUAUAUUGGCUAUGCUGGAAUUACGCUGAUUAAAGUAAUAAUUUGUAACAUUU
Thunnus maccoyii (southern bluefin tuna) is the source of this 3385-nucleotide messenger RNA. It is a transcript of the gene mcm10, whose product is annotated as minichromosome maintenance 10 replication initiation factor. Gene Ontology annotation, cellular component: nucleus; replication fork protection complex. NCBI's taxonomy places the organism in Eukaryota, Metazoa, Chordata, Actinopteri, Scombriformes, Scombridae. The record is from RefSeq and is a predicted model, not a curated record. The transcript has 18 exons. Bases 467 to 3193 code for a protein of 908 amino acids. Gene Ontology annotation, biological process: DNA replication; DNA replication initiation. Gene Ontology annotation, molecular function: single-stranded DNA binding; DNA replication origin binding.